Photinus pyralis (common eastern firefly) is the source of this 2682-nucleotide messenger RNA. RefSeq lists its product as uncharacterized. The transcript has 2 exons. Lineage: Eukaryota; Metazoa; Arthropoda; Insecta; Coleoptera; Lampyridae. Bases 433 to 2481 code for a protein of 682 amino acids. The record is from RefSeq and is a predicted model, not a curated record.
UUCUUCUCUCGUGAGUGACGUGACCUCGAACUUCGAAGUCUGAACGUCAACAUUCUCCGUAUUGUAUUCAUGUGUUAUUUAGUUGAUUCGCGGAAUAAUAUUGAUAUCCAUCAAUCAGAGCGCAACGGAACGGAAUAUUAAUUGCCGUAGCGAAAACGCGUGUUGUGUUGGUUGUUGGUGGACCAGUAUUCUUCUAACCCAAACCGUAAAGGGCGCGGCGCACCCACGCUUUUAAUUUAACUUAACCUACAAAUCGCCGUGUGCUUUGUGGUUGUUGGAGAUCGCAGUUUUUGUUGUUUUUGACAAACAUCUUUUCAUUUAAAUAGUAAAGGAAAUAAUAAUAUAGUCGAUGAAUAACAUUAAUUACUUAAUCCAGAUUAUGAAUUAGAAUUUGUUUACUUAUGCAUAUUAUAUUACUGCAUAAUAAUAAUUAUGGAUUCAGAAAAAAGAAAAUUAUUUAAUAAACUUUAUCAGCGAUAUAAACGAUCUAAACAAGUUAAGAAAGUCGAGGAGGAGCCCUCCACAUCUAAAGAUUUUGAUUAUUGUAUAAAUAGUGAAAGUUCCACAUCCCAAAAAGACAUUUGUAAUGUUUCAGAGGAAAGUACAGACUCCGAAUUAGACUUUUGUGAUAUUGCUCAAAUUCCAAGUAAAAUUCAGGAAGAAAAUUUUGUCGAGACUGAAUUUUUAAAUGAUAAAAUUGAGGAUAAAUCAGAGCAGACCGGACAUGGGGUACACAAGUUUACUUUAAUAGAACAGUUAUCAGAUUGGGCCAUAAUUCACAACAUUGAUCAUUUUGCUUUAUCUGAUUUAUUGCGAAUUCUAAAUCAAACGAUUGACAUUAAUUUGCCCAAAGAUCCAAGGACUAUUUUAAAAACCCCACGAAAUACUGGUUCUCUAAUUGAAAAGGUAGAACCAGGUGUCUACUUUCAUUUUGGGGUAGAAAAUUGUCUCAUAAAUUUACUAAAUCGUAGAGAUGUUAAUGACUCGGAGGAUCGGAGUAAUAUUUUAGAAAUUUGUGUAAAUGUUGAUGGUCUUCCAUUAUCAAAAAGCUCUGGAAGUCAGUUAUGGCCUAUAAUGAUCAAUCUUUUUCAAAAUAAAAAUAUUGUGGAGGUAUGUGGAUUAUAUCAAGGUAACAAAAAACCAGAAAAUGCUAAUGUUUUUAUGUCCAAGUUUGUAAAUGAAAUCAUCAGUUUGAUGACUAAUGGUUUCACUUAUAAAAGCCAAAUAUUUUUUGUAAAAAUUAAAGCCUUUAUUUGUGAUGUCCCUGCAAAAGCUUUUAUAAAGUGUACCAGAGGUCAUAGUGGUUAUAUGUCUUGUUCUAAAUGUGAUACUGAAGGUGUGUUUAAAAAGAAUCGAAUUUGUUUUCCUGCAAUAGAAGGAUUUCAUCUUCGAACAGAUGCAACUUUUAGACGCAAAGAACAAGAUAGCCACCACACAGAUACUUCUAUUUUGGAAUCUAUACCUAACUUGAACAUGAUAACAUGUUUUCCGCUAGACUACAUGCAUUUAGUAUGUCUCGGCAUUGUAAAAAAAUUAAUUAGCAAUUUGUGGUUAUCAGGAAAACCACCUUACCGUUUUUCAAGCCAGCAAAUUUCUGAAGUUUCUCAAAAACAUUUGUCAUUACAAAAUCAAGUACCCACUGAAUUUUCCAGAAAACCGAGAUUGCUUUCUGAUAUUAAACAUUGGAAAGCAACGGAGCUUAGGAUGUUUUUAUUUUACACUGGACCAGUGAUCUUAAAAGAGAGUGUCACUAAUGAGAUCUACCAAAAUUUUAUGUCAUUGCAUGUUGCAGUUACACUUUUUUCAAAAUCUCAAAAUAUUGAUUAUGCUGCUGAAUUGUCAAAAUAUUUUAUUCAAACAUUUUCACUGCUCUAUGGAGAAGAAAAUAUAUCACAUAACGUGCAUAACCUUUUGCAUAUUGUUGAUGAUGUUAAAAUGUUUGGCAGCCUUGAAAAUUUCAGCGCUUUUCCCUUUGAAAAUAAUAUGUUAUUUUUAAAAAAAUUGGUGCGCAAAGGGGAUCGACCCCUUCAACAAAUUGUUAAUAGAAUUGUAGAGCGAAACAAAUGUGUUUUGGGAUCUGGAAAUAUUAGGGCAGAAUAUCCUGUAUUAAAAUAUGAACAUUCUAAUGGGCCACUUAUUGCUAGUGUUUUUGGUAUGAAACAGUUUAAAAAAAUAUAUAUCAAAAAUUUUUUAUUAGCUUUAGAUGAUUCAAACAAUUGCUGUUUCAUGAAUGAUAACAGUGUAGUUAUUAUUAAAAAUAUUGUUUCUUUAAAUAAUGUAGUAACAGUAAUUGGUCAGAAGUAUUUAGUUUUAGAAAAUUUGUAUAACUUGCCUUGUGAAUCCUCUAAAUUAAACAUUUUUGUUGUGAGCAAAGAAGGUCCCAUUAAAUCGUGGGAGUUACCUCAAGUUCUUCACAAGUUUUUUAAACUCACAUUAAACAAUAAGGUGGUUGUUUUUCCUUUAUUACAUACAACUGCUUAAUUUGUUACAGAUUUGUUUAUCGCUGUUAAUUUUUUUCCAUUAUGUAAUUGUUAUUUUCUUAAAAACGUAAAAACAAUUUCUCUCUUUUUAAAAAAUGUGUAGUGUCACAAAUUUUGGACCUCGUUUUGGACGUAAUAGAUUUAAUCUCGGAUUUAAUAUAUAUUUUCUAUGAGGAUUAAAUUAAAAUAUUUUUUUUAUUAA